Messenger RNA from Penicillium bovifimosum, 1743 nucleotides. RefSeq names its product Zn(II)2Cys6 transcription factor. Gene Ontology annotation, molecular function: zinc ion binding; DNA-binding transcription factor activity, RNA polymerase II-specific. The record is from RefSeq and is a predicted model, not a curated record. Gene Ontology annotation, biological process: regulation of DNA-templated transcription. Lineage: Eukaryota; Fungi; Ascomycota; Eurotiomycetes; Eurotiales; Aspergillaceae. Bases 1 to 1743 code for a protein of 580 amino acids. The transcript has 3 exons.
AUGCCAGGCCCAUCGGCGAAGCAAGCAUGUGAUGCUUGUCGCCGGCGCAAGGUCAAAUGCACAUCCCCACGACCUUGUGAGCAGUGUCGGUCUGCCGGCCUGGAAUGCCGGACGACCAUUCAGCGACAGAAGAAAGGCCGACAGGGCCAGACCGCAAAAGUACUUAAUGAACUCCGGACGAAAGAAGCUGAGACGAAUAUUUCUCCGCCAUCUACAGUUCCCAGGCAUGGGGAAGUUGUAGCACUAGCAACACCCCUGCCGCUGCAAAACACGGGAAGGUGUCAGUUCUCAAAAUAUCCAGGGCUUCUAAGCUCCGAACUCGUCAAUGCCUGUUCAGAAUAUUUUUUUUCGCGCAUGCGAGGAACAGUGCCCGUGUUGCAACCCGGCGGGCUUCAAAAGCAGGUGGACCUCGCUGACAACUGUCCCCUCGCAUACUGUUUGGUCACGGCGUUUUGCGCUUUCGUGGUCACUCAGACUGGAUUCGCCGUAGAGCAUUCAUCCAAUGAAUCCUCUGGGAGGUUCUGUACCGAAGAAUACCGGAGCUCUUUGAUUGCAGAAGCGACCGAGGCGCGAAAACACAUUGAUCCAUUUACAGAGCCUGUGCGCCAAAGUAUCAUCAUCGCGUUCCUUCUAUAUGGUUGCCAUAUUGGAUUGGGGAACCAAAGACAUGCUUAUUACUUUCUUCGCGAAUCAACAACACUCUAUACCGCCAGUGCGCUGGAAAGCCAAGCCUCAUCGGCCCAGGCAGAUGACGAUGAUCCUUCUUUGGCAGGUAAAUUGUUUUGGUUGUUGGUGAUCUCGGAGAGAGCUCAUGCGAUCCGACGACAUAGACCGAUCACCCUACAGGUCACACCCGAAAGCCCUCAGUUGGAGGACGAUCCCCACCCAGAUACGGCCACUGUUGGCUUUCGGUGCUUGGUAGAUCUCUAUCGCCCAUUUGAUGAAACCUUCCUCUGUCACUGGAAUGGAAGAAAUACAACAUGCUCAAUCGAGUCGCUGGUCCGGCUCGAGGAGCGCAUUCGAAACGCAGUUCCGGCGGAUCUUGAUUUGCCCGACAUAGUAAUGGCCGAUCUACGUGUAUCUCAGCAGUGGCUGCGGAUUAUGAUAUGGCAGCUCUCAACGACUGCGGGCUUUUUGUCGACCAACCCGACCCAUGAAUGCAUGGAUUUCCGCUACCCUCUGCUGAUUGCCCAGGAUCUUUGCCUUGCAACGUGGAAAUUAUCGAGACAGAGUAUGGAGACACAUGGGAUAGGUCUCAUUGAGAAAAUAUUUGAAGUGGCAUGCACCUUGAUUGAUGUCAUGGCGUGCCUCUCGGCAGCCGGACUUCGUUCUUCGGGCUUCAAGCUUGGUCCUCAAGACUACCUUAAGCACUUCUUCACUCUUAUCCAUGAUCUUCCAGGAGGACGACGGAGAUUCUUUCCCCUUCUACUUACUAAAAUAGGCCAAACCCUACCUUCAAUGGUAGAGCCUAUCACCGUUCAUCUCAAUCUCCAACCUAUCCCGCCCAUCGCGAGCUCUACCAAUGCGGGCCCGUCCACCGUGGCUAUUGCCUCGACUGAGACUCCGACGCAGCGAAGUGAAUUGGAUCAUGUUCUUGCGGUAGCUUCUGAAGCGGUAUCCGAGGAGUCGAUGAAUGGCAACUUCAACUAUGCGGAGAUGAGUCGUAUUGGUGGCAAGACACCGGAGAUCGACGAGGCUUUUCUUCAAUAUUCUAGUUAUUACCCUGAGUCUGCGGGAAUAUAG